AUGAAGCUCCCCUUCAACAAGGUGCCCAAUUUCAAGGCUCUCGGAUCAGGCCGUUCGUCCGAUGAUGCUCGGAUUAGCAGUCAUCCAGCUUUUGUGGAGAUGAAAAGUUCUCGUUCCAAACUUACCCAAGUGCAUUGGAACCAGUGGGGCUCUGCCGAUAAGCAAGGGGCCAUCGCAGAACUGGAGAUGGCGGGUGAGCUGCGCCUUUCGACGACGGGGCUCUACAGCGAUUGCGAGACGUUAAAACGCCAGGUUCUUCCCGCCAUGGUACCAGCAUAA
Messenger RNA from Penicillium chermesinum, 279 nucleotides. RefSeq lists its product as uncharacterized. Bases 1 to 279 code for a protein of 92 amino acids. Lineage: Eukaryota; Fungi; Ascomycota; Eurotiomycetes; Eurotiales; Aspergillaceae. The record is from RefSeq and is a predicted model, not a curated record. The transcript is spliced from 2 exons.